Kogia breviceps (pygmy sperm whale) is the source of this 2633-nucleotide messenger RNA. The record is from RefSeq and is a predicted model, not a curated record. NCBI's taxonomy places the organism in Eukaryota, Metazoa, Chordata, Mammalia, Artiodactyla, Physeteridae.
AAAGGGAUUUUUUUUCUUUUCUUUUGGUCUUCUUUUUCCCCCCUUCCCUGUUUAUCCUGAAAAGGAUUUGAAGACAGCUUGAAGGAUAAAAAGCCUUGGUGCUUCCCAGGAGCCGAGCCGAGGAGCAGAAAAGGAAGAGCCGGGGGCUGCUGUUGCCUUUGGAGAUGGACGAGCAGCCCAGGCUGAUGCAUUCCCAUGCUGGGGUCGGGAUGGCCGGACACCCCGGCCUGUCCCAGCACUUGCAGGAUGGGGCCGGAGGGACCGAGGGGGAGGGCGGGAGGAAGCAGGACAUUGGAGACAUUUUACAGCAAAUUAUGACCAUCACAGACCAGAGUUUGGAUGAGGCGCAGGCCAGAAAACAUGCUUUAAACUGCCACAGAAUGAAGCCUGCCUUGUUUAAUGUGUUGUGUGAAAUCAAAGAAAAAACAGUUUUGAGUAUCCGGGGAGCGCAGGAAGAAGAGCCAACAGACCCCCAGCUGAUGCGACUGGACAACAUGCUGCUGGCGGAGGGGGUGGCCGGGCCGGAGAAGGGUGGCGGCUCGGCCGCGGCGGCGGCGGCGGCGGCAGCUUCUGGAGGCGCCGGUUCCGACAACUCGGUGGAGCAUUCUGAUUACAGAGCCAAACUCUCACAGAUCAGACAAAUCUACCACACAGAGCUGGAGAAAUACGAGCAGGCAUGUAAUGAGUUCACCACCCACGUGAUGAACCUCCUGCGAGAGCAAAGCCGGACCAGGCCCAUCUCCCCAAAAGAGAUCGAGCGGAUGGUCAGUAUCAUCCAUCGCAAGUUCAGCUCCAUCCAGAUGCAGCUCAAGCAGAGCACGUGUGAGGCCGUCAUGAUCCUGCGUUCCCGGUUUCUGGAUGCGCGAUCCAUGGUUUGGAGGAAUUCCUCUAGUGAUUUUCUUGAAGAUGAGCUGAAUUCAAAGAAACGGCGGAAGAGACGGAAUUUCAACAAGCAAGCGACGGAAAUCCUGAAUGAAUAUUUCUAUUCCCAUCUCAGCAACCCCUACCCCAGUGAGGAAGCCAAAGAGGAGUUAGCCAAGAAGUGUGGCAUCACAGUGUCCCAGGUAUCAAACUGGUUUGGAAAUAAACGAAUCCGGUACAAGAAGAACAUAGGUAAAUUUCAAGAGGAAGCCAAUAUUUAUGCUGCCAAAACAGCUGUCACUGCUACCAAUGUGUCAGCCCAUGGAAGCCAAGCUAACUCACCGUCAACUCCCAAUUCAGCUGGUUCUUCCAGUUCUUUUAACAUGUCAAACUCUGGAGAUUUGUUCAUGAGCGUGCAGUCACUCAAUGGGGAUUCUUACCAAGGGGCCCAGGUUGGAGCCAACGUGCAAUCACAGGUGGAUACCCUUCGCCAUGUUAUCAGCCAGACAGGAGGAUACAGUGACGGACUCGCAGCCAGUCAGAUGUACAGUCCGCAGGGCAUCAGUGCUAAUGGAGGUUGGCAGGAUGCUACUACCCCUUCAUCAGUGACCUCCCCUACAGAAGGCCCUGGCAGUGUUCACUCUGAUACCUCCAACUGAUCUCCCAGCAGUCGCAUCCCGGCUGACCCUGUGCUCCAGUCGGGGCCGGGCCAGGAGGGAGGGUUUCUCAACGCUGAAGCGGUCAGACUGGAGGUCGAAGCAAUCAGCACACACAAUAAGAGUCUCCUUCUCUUCUCUUCUUUGGGAUGCUGUUUCAGCCAAUCUGGACACUUCUUUAUACUCUCUUCCCUUUUUUUCUGGGUAGAAGCCACCCUUCCCUGCCUCCAGCUGUCAGCCUGGUGUCCAUCACCUUCCCUGCCCCUUUCCCUCUGUCCUAGACUCCCUGGGUCCCUGCCCUCUAUUACAUCCCUGAAGGAUAUUUUCAACAAUUAGAGGAAUCUAAAGAGGAAAAACAGUACAAAGAUAAUAAUAAAAGUGUUGGUAUGUUUUCAUGCUGGUGGUUUGAGGGGCCAGAUUUACCUCCCUCGGAUCCCUUGCUCCCUUUGUUAACAGGCAGUCCUUCUCUGUUUCUCUCGUUACUCUCACUACCUCUUAGCAGGAAUAUGCCACAUUGCCCUACUCAUUCCAGGCCGCCCUGCCUCCUCUUGCUCUUCCCUCCCUGGGGACGAUUCUGAUUAGAAUACAAUUCCUCCUCUUCCUUCGCAGCCCCAGGUAUUCUUUGGGGGCUGCCAUUGCUGGGCUUCUAGAAGUGCCACAGUUUCUGGUUUCACCUCUGCUAGGUUGGUUCCCAGCAGGAAGUCAGGCAGCAAGAGAAGGCUCAAGGAACAAGAAGGGCAGAAUUCCUAGAGGCUUUUGCAUCUUCCCAAUAACAACUCUUGGUUUCAGAGGGACAGCCUCUGGAGACCAUGCAGUUAGCGGUGUUCAGAAUCUACUGCAGAACCAGGUCUGAGUUAGGCAUGGUGGUGAAUGCAUCACUAAGGAGUAGAAGGUUCUUAUCCUGCAACUCUUUACCUAUCGCCUUUCUCUCUCUCUCUCUCUCUCUCUCUCUCUCUCUCUCUCUCUCUCUCACACACACACACACACACACACACACAAGCAUACAAACGUAGGCAUGUGCACAGCCUCACACGUUCACUUGCCCCAAAUCAGUCACAUGCCACAUUCAAAUACCUAUAUUAGUAACCAUAGCAUUAUACCUUGUGAGCCCAAGAG